Cucurbitaria berberidis CBS 394.84 is the source of this 1473-nucleotide messenger RNA. RefSeq lists its product as uncharacterized. Gene Ontology annotation, cellular component: nucleus; cytoplasm. Gene Ontology annotation, molecular function: protein kinase activator activity. The transcript has 3 exons. Gene Ontology annotation, biological process: cell division; signal transduction; positive regulation of protein phosphorylation. NCBI's taxonomy places the organism in Eukaryota, Fungi, Ascomycota, Dothideomycetes, Pleosporales, Cucurbitariaceae. The coding region runs from base 46 to 1272 and encodes 408 amino acids. The record is from RefSeq and is a predicted model, not a curated record.
GCAAUACGCAGCACUAUAUACUCAAGCCAUUGAGCAAGCGCAGCCAUGUCAGGCUUCAUAACCACAAUGUUCGUCUCCACUUCUUCUAGUUUCCAUCCCUCGUUCCCUGCGGAGCCCAAGCCCCUCCGGCCCAUCUUCACCUUCGCCCAGAGCCAGAGCUGCAUGAACCUGAGAAUGGACUUGGAUGUACUGGACAGCCAAGAGCGCGGCAUGGCAAAAGAUAUAUGGUCAGACAAGGACGGAUUCAGAAUCAAGAUGGACCUUGCCAGGCCGAAGGAGACGUACCAGAGCCCGCUGCAGAGGAUUGGGCAGGCAUUGCGGAUUCCGCAGGCGGGACCGAACGCGUCAGCAGUUGCGCAUGCCCCUACAUCUCAAGCAGAUAUUUCGGCACAGUCUCAGUUGGACUCCAGCCCGACGCGCGAGACUCCUAAUUAUUCGUACAAGCUCCUGCUCGGCGGCAAAACGUCCCCAGCACUCGACGAACCGACAAAUCAAGCAGCUCUGGGCUCUAAGCUAGACUCUGAUGGAUUUUCGCAAAGCGGUAGCAUCAUUAGCCCAGAGACGAGGGCGAAGAUGCAGAUGGCGCAGAACAGGGGCUACUUUGGGGGCACAAGCUUACUUUCUUCACUCUUUAGCAAUCCGCGAACGCGCGCACCCUUCAAGCCACAGAAGACCAACCGAGGCACGAGCAGCUGGCAGCUCAAGCAGUAUGCAGAGGCUACACUGGGCAGCGGGAGCCUGAGGAAGGCAGUAAAGCUGCCCGAAGGCGAGGACAAGGAUGAGUGGCUGGCUGUCAACAUCGUCGACUUCUACAACCAGAUCAACUUGCUCUACGGAUCGAUUACCGAGUUCUGCUCACCGCAGAGCUGCCCGGAGAUGAAGGCUACAGACGAAUUCGAGUACCUCUGGCAAGACUCCGAGAACUACAAGAAGCCCACCAAAAUGCCCGCCCCUGAAUACAUUGAGCACCUCAUGGCGUGGGUGCAGUCCAAUGUCGACAACGAGACCAUGUUCCCAUCACGCAUCGGCGUCCCCUUUCCCAAGACCUUCCCCUCACUCAUCCGCAACAUGUUCAAGCGCCUGUACCGCGUCUAUGCACACAUCUACUGCCACCACUACCCUGUCAUCAUCGAGCUGGGCCUGGAACCCCAUCUCAAUACGAGCUUCAAGCACUACGUGCUGUUUAUUGAUGAGCACGGCCUGGCGAGCGGGAGUAAGGACUUCUGGGGGCCACUAGGAGACUUGGUAGAGAGUAUGCUUCGCAGUGAUUAGCUGGUGGACGUUAAGUGCAGUGGGAUGCGUUUUCAGAAGUCGAUGUCAUGAGCUGCACUUCCUUAUCGACAUGAGACAGGUUCUACCGGCGUUAUUCGAGACAUUAGGGUUUCUGGCAUGAGCGGGAGGAUAUCACGAGUGUUUAUUUGCCUUUCUGAUGAUGUAUGAGUAGGAAUCAGAAUAAUGACGAUUGAUAGGUUU